Akanthomyces muscarius is the source of this 669-nucleotide messenger RNA. RefSeq lists its product as uncharacterized. The coding region runs from base 1 to 669 and encodes 222 amino acids. Gene Ontology annotation, cellular component: membrane. The record is from RefSeq and is a predicted model, not a curated record. The transcript has a single exon. Lineage: Eukaryota; Fungi; Ascomycota; Sordariomycetes; Hypocreales; Cordycipitaceae.
AUGGACUGGAAGCGCCUGCAGGGCAGCAACCCCACGGAGACGGCCGUGAUUGCUGUAUCCGUCGCCUCGUCGCUGCUGUACCUCGUCAGCGUCCGCGCCGCGCCCAGCAAGACGCGCAUGGCGUACAAGACGCUCUCGACGGCGCUGCUCGCGUGCUUUGCCGCGCUGCGCGCCGGCCGCACCUCGCCGCUCGUGCCCGCGCUCGCGCUCGGCUCCGUGGGCGACGCGUUCCUCGCGUGGCCCGGCGAGGCCAACUUUCUCUGCGGCCUCGGCAGCUUCCUGGUCGCGCACCUCUUCUACGUCGCGCUCUUCGCGGGCCUGGGCAGCGGCCGCGAGCAGAUCGCCGCCGACGCCUGGCGGCAGGGCGUGGCGGGCGUCAUGAUGCUGCUGGCGCCGGGCAUGGCAGCCGUGCUGAUGCCGCGGGUCGCGGGCGCGCUGCGGGCGCCCAUCCUCAUCUACACGGCGACGAUCCUGACCAUGGUGCUGGCGGUACUCACGGUGCGGAGCGGGACGAUUGUGCUGGGCGGCGUGCUGUUUGCGCUGUCCGACUCGAUCCUGGCGACCGAGGAGUUUGUGGUGGCGAGAGACUCGGGUCAUCGGCCGUGGAUGCAGCAUGCAGUAUGGAUCUUGUAUUACUCGGGCCAGUUUCUGAUUGCGGCUGGCUUUUAA